ACUUCGGGCCACUCCCUCUCUAACUUCUCUUCCUAUGUAUCCACUGCUAAAGCCACUUUCUAUCACUAAAUUUCAAGCUUCUGCUUUAAAUCCUGGGAAACUCUUUUCAACUUUCUCCUCACUAGAAUCAGUGGUGACAAGCUGCUCAUAGCUACUGCCUUUCAGUUUGAGUAUUAGUCAGCUUUUCACGUUCUAGAGGGACACAAAGACUAUAGGAAUAGCUAACAUUUCUGUUACCAGAAAGUGAUCUAAAAUGGCGAAGGUUUCCGAACUGCUGCUGGGGAGUUUUCAGCACCUGGAUUCAGGCGAGCUGGAGAUAUUUCAGUGGUACUUAAAGGGGCAUGUGUUAGAUGGAUUUGAUAGCAUCCCAAAGAGCCAGCUGGAGAACGCUAACAGACAGGUCACAGUGGAUAAGAUGGUGGAGAGCUACUGCGACGAGGGAGCUGUGCGAAUCACACUGGCUAUCCUGAGAAAAAUGGGCCUGAACAAUCUCUCAGAAGAUUUUGAGAAGAACUACAAAGCAGCAAUCUCUCGGAAGCGGUUAUGGAAGCAGGCUGAGAGGGAUGAACUGAGUGACGAGGUCCCAAGCGGCUCAUAUGAAAUGUCAUCUGUGUCUGAUGGAAAGCGUGGUCGUCUGAUGUCUGUGACCUCUAGGCUGGGGGAAGAGCUGGAGGAUCUGGGCAAGAAGACACAGGCUGAGUGGGAUGAGCUGAUCAGGGACUCAGCUGGAAUGUUGGCCCCGUCUAGGGUGGAGCAUAAUCAACUGGAGUUCACUAGGCUGAAGGAGAAGCAGAAGGAACUGAUCAUGAAGGAAACCCAGCUUGUUGAGUGUAUGAUAGGGUUUUUUCUGCAGCGACUAAACGAAGUAAAGCUGCAGCAGUUUCAGUGGCACCUGACUAAGGGGAAGUUGGAAGUCUUCGAUCCCAUCCCAAAGGACCAGCUGAAGAAAGGUGACAGGAAAGACACAGUGGACAAGAUGGUGGACAAGUACAGUCCUGACGGAGCUGUGAGAAUCACAGUGAAGAUUCUGAGAAAGAUUAAGCUAAACGAUCUCGCUGUCGAGUUAGAAAAUAACUACAGAAAAGCUGAAGGAGCAAAAGGACAUGUUAAUGGGGAAAGUCGAUUCCUCCACUCAAACUCUGGCCACCUCUCCAACUCACCAUCAUAGCUCGGAAUGGAUGCCGCCAAUCUAAUGUAGCUGGAAAUGAGAGCUUCAGUGUAAAUGAGAUUUUUUAAAUGUUUUGUUUAUUUAUAUUGAAUGAUGUGUUUUACAAGACAGACGAAGAGCGUUACAUUCCUCAGUUAAGAAUUUAGGUGAUCAAGGCAACAUCUUAUCACAAUCUUAUGAGCUGAUGUGGUGUCUGUUGGACACUGUUGCACAACAUUUAUGAAGAUGUACAUACACUAUUUACUGGCAGUAAAAGUGUCACAUAAGUAAAUAAUUUCAUUAUUUCUCAGUGUUUUAGAAUUAGUUGCUUGUUAUACGUGUGCUCGAUGCCACCAAUUAUCUCUGAUUCUCUGCUGGGCGCACAUUGUCAAGUGCGGAAUAUUUAGUGUGGUCUCAUUCAAAUAAUCCAUAGCAUAUAGCCUAUACAAAGUGCAUGCUCGGAGAAGCACAAAUUAUAUUUCUAAGAAAAUGUACUUCCUAAAUAUGAUAGGCUAUUGACUGGAAAUAAGUAUUUAUUGGCUACAUUCAUUUGUCUAGGCCUGUGAAUCGUAGGCUACUCCUCCUGGAUGUUAUGCAAAACUUUGCAAGUCAAGGGAACAUUUUCAGACAAGCCAUAUGCACCGAUUUGGAAUUAAAUGCUAAUAUGCUGCUGGAAUCGGGGCUAGUUGUCUGUCCCAGUGCCAUAGAUAUAGGGAGUUUGACAAACCUUGUUUUAAAUAAAGAUGUUAUUUUAAUGCUAGCAACAAGAACUCAACCCGGAAGGUUGUAGGCUAUAACGGAUAAGGAGAGUGAGGUUGUCUGCUGUGGUCUGUGAACCCACAACCUUCCGGGCUGCAGCCCUGUGCGCUAUCAAAAGUGCUAUUGUAAUCCUUGAAAGUACUGUUUGCUUUGAAAAUAAGUAAAGGGUUCAAUUGGGCUGUGCACUCCUAAUAACCUCAAUGUGUUAAUAUGUAUUACGAUAGUAACCACACUCAUGAAAGUAUGAAUUUAUAUUAUUUUCUUUCAGGAGUAAAAUUAUUUCAAUAAUGACUUUAUGGUGUGAAAUACUCAAUUUAACAAUACAGAUAAUGAAUCACAAAUGAAUUAAAUCAAUACAACAAAAAGUCCUAAGUUGUGCACAAGCACAACCAUGAAUUUGUCCAAUGUAAUUCCUCGAUGAUUUUACUUAUAUGAAACAGUUCAGCUGUGAUGAAUUAAAGGAAUUCUUGCA
Molecule: messenger RNA, 2378 nt
Organism: Salvelinus fontinalis (brook trout)
Lineage: Eukaryota; Metazoa; Chordata; Actinopteri; Salmoniformes; Salmonidae
Exons: 8
Coding region: 254-1168 (304 amino acids)
Cellular component (GO): cytoplasm
Source: RefSeq, a predicted model, not a curated record